This is a messenger RNA of Penicillium taxi, 2334 nucleotides long. Its product is annotated as Zn(II)2Cys6 transcription factor. Lineage: Eukaryota; Fungi; Ascomycota; Eurotiomycetes; Eurotiales; Aspergillaceae. Gene Ontology annotation, biological process: positive regulation of transcription by RNA polymerase II. The coding region runs from base 1 to 2334 and encodes 777 amino acids. The record is from RefSeq and is a predicted model, not a curated record. Gene Ontology annotation, cellular component: nucleus. Gene Ontology annotation, molecular function: DNA-binding transcription factor activity, RNA polymerase II-specific; transcription cis-regulatory region binding; zinc ion binding. The transcript has 4 exons.
AUGGAAAAGAUUAUUCCCUCGUCCACGGUUCUUGACUCGCCAGACUCAUUUCCGGCAGCAACGCCGCGGGAAAAGCAUUCAUCGCCAAAAAAGGUGCAGAAUGCCACCCAGAAGCCCAAGCAGACAAAAAGUCGCAAUGGUUGUAUAACCUGUAAAGCAAAGAGGUUGAAGUGCGAUGAAACAAAGCCCUCUUGCCAUCAGUGUGAACGGCGGAAGGUGACGUGUGGUGGAUAUAAAAGGGAUUUCAAAUGGCGGCCAUUUGAGGAAACCAACUUAAGUGCUGGGCGACCUCCAACUGCCAAGCCUAAAAAAAUAAAAAAUACUCAUGAUUCUCCAAUCUCAACAACGAUAUCCGAGAGUAUCUCAAUUCCUUCGACCUCAGGGCAGACUACUUCGCCGACUCGAGCGUAUGCUAGAAUAUCGGGCGUAACUCCCCCAGAAUCAUCACUAUAUAGCCAUAGCUCUCCUGCAAGUAUAAAGAGCUAUCUUUCUGGUGAUACUCAUUCUCUCGAUGACUUUCCUAUCAUCUCAGAAUUGUCUACCUCCAGCGAGGAUCCGGUCUCACGGAUAGCAGUUUCUCACUCUCUUGACUUUGACUCUAUGAACUUUCUUUCAUAUCCUGAGCCUUCUCAGCAAUCUACAUCAUUACUUCAUGGAGUAAUUUCUGACUCGGAGCUGGACUGUGGUUCUGUUCGUAUUCCAAUGCCCCUUGUUUCUAAUUCAUAUCGCCCUCCUCCGUCUGAAAUGAACUUCUCUCAGUUACUCGACAAUGAAAGUGAAAGCAUCGAAGAGAUUACUCGACGAUAUAACUCCAAUCAGAACUCACUUUCAAGUUCAAAUUUAAACUCUGGACCCUGGGGCUUCUCCUCUCCUCAUAAUAACGCCUUUGAUCUAUCACGACUUCCUGGUCAGCCUUCUCUGGCACCCGAAAGCCAGGAGAUGCUGGCGCUGCGAUUCGAUAAGCUUACUUGCGGUAUUUUAUCGAUAAAGGAUGGGUUGACAGAAAACCCAUGGCGCAAUUUGAUCUGGCCACUUGCUAAAGAUACUCCUGCCCUUCAACACGCUCUACGCGCACUAUCAGCAUUCCACUCGAUGAAGGAGAACCCUUCUCUACGAGUCCAGGGUGUGAAGCACAUGCGUCAAAGUAUCACUCUAUUGCGACGAAAUUGGCAGACUAUGCGGCCCGUCACUGCCUUGGCCACUAGCAUCGCACUGGCUUUUGCUGAUACGUGGAAUCAGAAUACUCGCACCUGUAUUCAACACCUGCGCGGCGCCAAGUCUUUAAUGUUCCAGGUCGUCAAUGUCGGGCUUCAGGGUGGCAUGGGCGAGGAGGACUUGGAUUGCAUUCGAUUUCUCUACAACACCUGGACAUAUAUGGAUGUUAUGGCUCGGCUUACCUCUCUGGAUGAUUCAGAUACUCCAGACAUUAAUCCAGCUAUAUUUCAACUCCCAGACGAUGCGGUCCAUGAGAUUGAUCCAUUGAUGGGAAGUGCGACUACCCUUUUUCCACUGAUUGGUCGCGUUGCCAGACUCGUGCAGCGAGCGCGGAAAACUACCUCUAAUUCUGUCUCAACUGUAUCUCAGGCCAUGGAACUCAAGUCGCUUGUGGAGCAGUGGGAGCCACCUCAUUGGUUUGAGCCCCCUGAAGAUCCCACCUCCGAGGUUCAGCACAGUAUUCAAGUGGCUUACGCAUAUCGUUGGGCCACCCUAUUGUAUCUACAUCAAGCUGUUCCAGAGAUGCCCUCUGAGUCUGCUGUGGAAUUGGCAAAACGGGUAUUGAUUCUGUUGGCAACAGUACCAUCAACCUCGCGAACUACCAUUAUCCAGAGGUUCCCUCUUCUGGCAGCUGGGUGUGAAGUUGACAUGGAAGAUGACCGCAAGUGGGUGAUGGAACGAUGGUCAACCGUCCAGUCUCGUCUCAUGCUAGGAGGCAUCGAUCGCUGUCUGGACGUUGUGCGGGAAGUUUGGUCUCGACGCGACGCGCUCAAGGCGCAGCAGGAGCAGGACUUGGCUGGCAAUCGGCGUUCUAGCCCCUUUUCAGGCGAGAACAAGAACAAAUCGAGCUCCACAUUCCAUCCACCAAAUAGUGGAAACUCGAGGGGAUUCAGUAGUCGUCCAAAUCACAACGAGCAGGAAAUAUCUAGCCGCGGGCGAUCGAGGUCAAUUGCAGCCAAUUCUGUUUCAAUAAGGAGGGGCUCUGCUCUGUCUCCGCUAGAGAACAUUCAGUUUGAACGAACUGUACGAAGUAGGUUACAUUGGGUGAAUGUCAUGGGAGAGUGGAAAUGGGAAGCAUUGAGGAAACUGAGUCUUUCUCCCCAGACUCUUCUCGACUAA